AUGUCCAACACGCGUUCUCGACAACGAGAAGAUGUCGACAGGGCCUAUGACAUCCAGACACGAGCUGGCAUUGAAGGUGCAGUGCGAGGCACUGGAGUAGGGACGGGUUUGGCCAUGAUUGCUCACUUUUCAUGGCCGUGGUUCAGGCGGCAAACUCUACCCUUCAAAUCGUUUCUAGUGUCGAUAUCAACUAUCUUUGGUCUCGUUCUUGGUGCCGAAAGGGCAUUGCUAACCCACGAGGCUGACCGCCGAAGAGAGGAGAAUGCUCUUCGUCGGCAAGCAAGAUACGAUCUUGCACGAAGAGGUUUGAUAGGCACAGAAACAGAGAUUGCGAAAUGGAGAGCAGAGCGGGAUGCAGCUCUUCAAGCUGAGCAAGCCAAAACAGAAUAG
Pleurotus ostreatus (oyster mushroom) is the source of this 390-nucleotide messenger RNA. RefSeq lists its product as uncharacterized. Bases 1 to 390 code for a protein of 129 amino acids. Lineage: Eukaryota; Fungi; Basidiomycota; Agaricomycetes; Agaricales; Pleurotaceae. The record is from RefSeq and is a predicted model, not a curated record. The transcript is spliced from 5 exons.